UGAAAAUAUUUUUUGAAAGAUUAGAGGGCUCUCAGAUUUUUUGGAAGAAGAAAAAAAAACUAUUUUUUUUAUUUUUUAAGUCUGUGACACAUUUGUCUACAGAUAUUAGUUGGCUAAUUUCCCCUUUAAAAGAUAUAAUGGACGAUAUUGAUAAAGAAUAUGAGCAGAUUGAAUGUAAUUAA
This is a messenger RNA of Vairimorpha ceranae, 182 nucleotides long. RefSeq lists its product as hypothetical. The annotation marks the transcript as partial. Lineage: Eukaryota; Fungi; Microsporidia; Nosematidae. The transcript has a single exon. The record is from RefSeq and is a predicted model, not a curated record.